Messenger RNA from Macrobrachium nipponense, 1217 nucleotides. It is a transcript of the gene mRpL23, whose product is annotated as large ribosomal subunit protein uL23m-like. Gene Ontology annotation, biological process: mitochondrial translation. Bases 126 to 581 code for a protein of 151 amino acids. The record is from RefSeq and is a predicted model, not a curated record. Gene Ontology annotation, molecular function: structural constituent of ribosome. Gene Ontology annotation, cellular component: ribosome; mitochondrial large ribosomal subunit. The transcript has 5 exons. NCBI's taxonomy places the organism in Eukaryota, Metazoa, Arthropoda, Malacostraca, Decapoda, Palaemonidae.
UAAAUUACAACAGCUGCAUAAAAAGACUACGCGAGUGAGCCGGUUUAAAGGUCUCGUCCAAUAACUACUACUACUACCAUUACUUGAUCAUUGAUGUUUCUUACGGUAACGUCUUCCAUAACGUGAUGUCUUCUAGAUGGUACCCGAGAUAUUUCAAAGGAAAUCCUCAGUUGAGGGUUUUUAUGCCAAAUUUCUUCAUGAAGCUGGUUAAACCAGAGGUACCACAGCCACCAAAUGUUGUUCAUUUUAUUGUUUCAACAGAAAUGAGCAAAUACGAUAUUAAAAAUUACCUGGAAAAAAUAUAUAAAGUUCCUGUUGAUAGUGUGGUAACUUAUAACAAAAUGGGUAAGACAAAACGAAGCACUGUUGGGGGAUACAUCAUCAAGGAUGAUGACUACAAAUUAGCUUUUGUUACUCUGCCCAAAGGAGAAACAUUCGAGUUUCCAGAUUUAUUCCCAGAGGAGAAGGAAGCAGAGGUUAAAAAGCAACAGGAACAAUUGGAAGUUUUAAAGAAAGAAUGGAAUCAAUUGGCCAAGAAAAACCAACAUCGAAAAGGUGUUCCAACAUGGCUAGGAUUGUAAAGAUUCAUCUUACAUGGACAAGGUGACCAAGACAAACACUUGACAUAGUUGAAAGAUGAUGUUCUCCUGUCCCAUGCAGAAGACAGACCUACCGCGUCACACCAUGCUGUCUUCCUUUCUUACAGAAGAGUCAAAACACCAGUCAGUACCAAAAUCAAGCAAGCCAAAGUAAUCAACAAGCAUUCAGUGAAGAAAGAAAUAAAACUUUCACUUCAAAAACAAAAGCCCUGUUCAUAAGCCAGCAGAAGUGUGGCCAAAGAAACAGUAAAUGAACAAAGUCGUGAGUGGAUGGUACAUCAAGUCAUCUAUUACUAGUCAAUUAUCUUGGUACCAAGCUACAAUGAACAGACCAGUUUUUAUCCUUGUACAAACAAUUAAUCUUUUGACACCUCUAAAGGUGAAAGGACAAUAUGAAACAUACAUACUAUGCGGUUACAUAUUUUACAAUGAAAAUCGCUGUUUCUUUUGUGGCAAAAUAGGCAAAUGUAGGUAUGUGAAAGAAGGGAGAUGAGCAUCAUGUUAUAGUUUGCAUUUCCUCAUUGGGUGAUUAGAAACUUUUGAAGCACUCAUCCAACUUUUAUCAACUUUUUUUUUUUUUGGGGGGGAGAGGUACUCGGUAAUCAACAUAAGAGAGUC